Molecule: messenger RNA, 5237 nt
Organism: Rhopilema esculentum
Lineage: Eukaryota; Metazoa; Cnidaria; Scyphozoa; Rhizostomeae; Rhizostomatidae
Biological process (GO): positive regulation of nuclear cell cycle DNA replication; regulation of cell cycle phase transition
Cellular component (GO): Dbf4-dependent protein kinase complex
Molecular function (GO): protein serine/threonine kinase activator activity; nucleic acid binding; zinc ion binding
Source: RefSeq, a predicted model, not a curated record
CCACUAUCCCAUGAGCCAUUGCGACCCAACUCCAACAAUCCCUAUUGGAAUUUUGGCGCCAAUCUCAGAGCAAGGAUGGUGGUUGUGAAUUGAAUGUUGCUCCUAAGCGUGACUUGGCAUUUUGAUUUUAACCGUUCUGGUACUUGCAUAUCAUUAUGAGAAACAAAAAGCUACAGUCAUUGACAGUUUUUGAUGUUGGAAGAAAACAUCAUGUCUUAAAAGCUCAAGAGAAUACAAAGAAAAGCCCGGUUAAAAAGCCAAGUCCAAAAUUUAAAAGAAAACUGAGCUUUCCUCCCAAAAAGCCUGGAAUACUGAGUAACAAAAAGUUUUUCCUGGAUCUUCAGGGAUCUGCAAAAGCUUCAACAGUGAAAGAUAUAAUUUUGCAACUUGGAGGGAUACUGGAAGAGUUUAACUCCAAGGAAGUUUACUGCAUAGUGACAAAUCGAUUUACAAUAGAUGAGAUUAUACAACACAGGAAUCAAAGUAAAAGUGGCACUCCAAGUCCUUUACCAGGGCCUGUUCCUAGUCCAGUAUUUGCUCCAGUUCCAAGUCCAUUGCAGCAACUAUCUUCUAACAAGUGUCCACUCAAUUCCCCACUCAGCACAGAUUCCCCACAAACACAACAAAGCUUGGACCCUAAAGGCCUCAGUAUCACAAGAGGAAAGUCACUUCUCAGUAAAGCUGUGAAUGGAACACAGAAACAAGGCUCAUCAAACUUGCUGCAACUGGCUCAAAAAUGGGGCACAAAAGUACUGCAUUUGGAACAGUUUUUAAAAUGGACCAAAGAAAAGAAAGUUGCAGAAUUUCUACAGCCUCGGGACAGAAAAUCCACAGAAUCUAGUAGCUCGUCUGGCCAUGGAAAAACGUCUACAUUUAGAGUGAAAAAGCUCAAGUCACCGUUUAUCAGAGUUGAAGACAAAACAAGGAAAUAUCGGCCGUUUUUCUUGGAACUUGGAGAAUGGCCUUCAAUAUUUUUUGAAUCGAAUUCGGGCAGUUGUCCGUUUGAAAAACCAACCGAGAAGCACGCCUUUGCUGAAACGGUUGUGCAGACCUCAGAUAAGGAAACCAACGAAGAUGGAUCUUCCAAAAAUAUGAGUGAAAAUGUCUCAGAAAAACAACAAGAGAAACCAUUGGAGCCGCACGUAAAACGGAUUGAAGCCAAGGAAGAUGUCAGAAAUGGUUACUGCGAAUGUUGCUCUGUGCGAUUUAAUGAUAUAUCCAAGCACCUGAAGAGCGAUCAACACCGUGCCUAUGCUCGUAAUGACAGCAAUUAUGCCGAUCUCGACUCUGUUAUCCAGCAAGGCUUCUCUUUUGAUGACUUUCUCUCUGCUGUUCGUGAUAAAUACAAGGCUGCGGCCACUGUGCAACUGCAUGCAGAAACAGAAAGCCCUUCACGUAAGAACAUCAUGGCAAAAUCGUUAACCUGUGACCAGGUAGCAGAAAUUGUUGAUUCAAUAAGUAGCCCCACUGAUUGUGAUGUGAAGUUGAAGCCACAAGUGGAUAACAAAGAUACUGAACCAAUAAAGAAAGACGGGUUCCUCAUAUCCUCCUCCAAAAAACUUGAGGUAAAUUCUGAGUCACGAACUGCAGUAUGCUGUGAGUUAUCGAUGACAAAACAAUGUGUUGUCAAGGACGAAUUAGCUAUUUCGCAAAGCUCCGUUAAGGGGACAAAAAAUGACCCUGCUGUUAUUAAUGGAAGUAAAGACCUUGGUGACGAAGAUGCUUAUGAAAAAGAGCGAUUAAACGAGAAAUGUUUGACGAAAGAAGAGAUUAUGCCAACCACGGUGCCCCCUGCAGCACAGGCCCACACACUUGAAGAUAAAUUAGAAGGUGAAGCAUCUUUUGCUGAAUCACAUGUUAAAAAAUGUGCCCAACAAAUAACGUCAAUAAAUGCAGAAGUGGAAUCAGAAUCAAUUAGUGCGGAAGUCGGCUUGUCGCAGCUUGCAAGAAAGAAUAAUGGGAAAUCUGUGACAGUAAAUAGCUACCCAACGAAAGAGCCAGUUUGCGAUUUCAAUACCCGUUAUACCAAACUUGAAAUAGGUACUCCUUCUCUUCAAGUGAACAGCGAUUCAAUCAAAAUGCGCAUCAUCUCUCCCCUUCCUUUAACACCUAACGAAAACACAAGAGAAAUGGUAGAUGAAGAGUCUAGAAUGCCUUCAGAUGAAUUUGUUCAGUGUGGUUUUCCUGGAAAAGAGCUUUCUGCAGUUGAAGCUCUGAAAGAUACGUUAAAUAAAGAGAGCAACGAGCUUAAAAGCAAUGUUUUUGUUGAAAGCAUGGCUGUAGUUGCACCUUCAGAUGAUUCUAGGUUCCGCUCUUUACAUCCACGAAGCUCACUCAAGAAAAGCAAAGACCAGGUUCUCAAUUCGAAGAAUGAAGUUCAAUUAAUUACAUGCUUUGAAGAAAGUUCCCUUAACGAUAGCAGAGAUUCAAGAGAUGACAUUGAAGAGGGCGCCGAUGACCAAUCGGAUAAGGGGUCUUGCUACAGUCCACCGGAAGCCAGAAAGUGUAGGUACAAAAGUGUAGAUUUGGAAGAAGAAAGUUUUUCAGAGAGCUCGACAUCAGAAGUGUCCACUGAUACUAGCAGCAUAAGCAGUACAAGAUGCACUGUGGGUGACAGUUCAGUUGGAAAUGUCAGUGAGGUAGAUCAUGACACUGGUAGUAUGCCUGAUAUUUGUAAAGAAGACCAUGAUGUUGUAUGUGCCACCAAUGGUGACAGUUACAGUCAAGAAGAACAUGUGGCAGCCAAAAAUAUUAACCAACAUAAAGAACAAGAAAUUACUGAUAAAAAUGUUGUAAUCAAGAGAGAUUCCAUCCCUGGCCAUUACGAUGAAUCUUCAUUUCGUUAUUGUGAAUCUUCAUAUCAGAUGCCAGUUGAAAGCAAAAUAACUUCUCCAAAAGUGGAUGUACUACAACCGAAAGUCCAUGUUAUCGACUCUGAUAGAAAGACUGGUCUAAUGUGUGAUUCAGAAUCAAAGAAUGUUAGCAAAAAGUGUUGUCCAGCUAGCCUUUCCACCAAUAGGUUAUGUCAAACAGCAGAUAAUGAAGUGUUUAACAGUCCAUCAAAAUGUCUCCCCCAUUCACCAAGCCAAAAGUCUGCUAUGGCUCGAGAUGCUCAAGGUGAGUUAUGCGUAUUCUCCUCUCCUACUUCUGAAAUGGCACUGAAGAACGAAGUUAAUGAUAUUCUUGUUGGACUCGAAUGGUCUUCAGAGAAGCAAAUGGAAUUGAAUUGUGGACAGCAUAGUGACUUUAAAUCCAAGAAGUCUCUUAUGGCAUCGUUGAUUCAAACUGAAAAACAACGACAAAAUUGUGGGAAAAAAUGUGGUGUGAGCCCGAUUCAUCCAGUAAAAGAGGACUUCAACCAUCUUAAUGAGGUUGUAAAUUGCUCACCAAAGUCAAAUGUAAACCAUAACACUCGGAAAGGACUUGACGAUACUUUAGUGGCAUCACAGGAGUGUAGUGAUGGCGACGAAGUAUUUCUUGAAGAACCCAUUGAUAGUAAAGUUUUGUUGCAAGAUAUUGACCAUCAAUAUACGUUGUGUUCCGAGAAGAAAGCUGACAAGCCUGUUAAUGAGAUAAUACCUUUGUCCCUUUUAGACCCCGAAUUAAUAUCCCAACAACAAGCUGACGUAUGUGAAGUAAGCAGUCCCAUUAUCAACCAAAGUCUAAUGGAAAGCCGAGUGCUCAAAAAUCUGCUGUUUUCUAAUCGGCUUGAUUCAGACUGCAAUUUGAUUAAUGACGUCAGCACUUUUCUUGAUGACGAUUUAAGAAAAGGUGUUACAAUGCACGAGCGGUUGAAAAUGAGGAAAAGAAACGCAUCCUGCAUUGCAUCCAUUUCCACCUCUGGUUUAGCUACUCCAAAGCAGCCAAGAAAAGAUGACUUGAAAAAACAAAAUUUGCAAAAUCAGAGGAGAAGCAGUGAGAGCAAAGAGAACGUUGACAGCACAGGUCGAAGAAAGUUGCUGAAAAGAUCUUCCACUGCUGAUGCGUCGAGAAAAAGCAGAUAUGGUUAUUUUCGUGAAAUGUCUUCGGAAGAUGAGGAGUAUGUUCCAACUAUGCAUAACAAAGUCAGCAGGUUCUCUUCGACGCCAGCUAAAACCAGUCAUGGCUACAAUAGUAAUGCUGUAUACGAAAAGCAGAAAUCAUUCACACAAAAGAGUAGAAAUAAGAGAAGGUCCUCUUUGCGUUACCAACGGCAACAAUGUACAACAGACUCAGACACAACUGACACGUGCUAUUCUUCAUCCCCAGAUAGAAAACUUCGACCCCGUCCUUCCAGCGAGACGCCCGGGGGCUACACAAACGCGUCCUUCUCACUAAGAGUCAGCAAUACUAGUUUGCUUGAUUCAUCCGAUACGGCUGGUCUCAGCCCGGCAAUGUCUUCAGCUGCGCGAGCACAGCGGUCGAAUCACAAACCGGUGACCCGGGACACCCCAAAUACAAGACUGAGUAGCCAGCAAAGAAAAUCUAGCACAAAGCUAUCAUCUCCAAGGAGGAGUCGCAGGAGCUGUCUAAACUAUGCUGAUGACCCGUACUGGUUCAUCGACUCUUAGGUGUUAUAAAUAGAGUUUUUAAAGGCUAUUUGGCUUAUUGGUAUCUUAUGACCCCUUGUCUGCUUGAGAUUAGAGUAUGGGAAUACCUUGGUAUCUUAUUACCCCUUGUCUGCGUGAGAUCUAAGUUUGCAAUACGUAUGGGAAGGUGAGGAAAACGUCUGCAUUAAUUAAACCCUGCUUUAGAAUGAAUAGCUAAACUAUUCGAUUUUCUAACAGAAAUUAAUCUAAUCCGCAUGAAUCUACUAACUUAAUCCGCAUGAAUCCACAUUCUCUUCAUGAACAAGAACCUAGAAGUCUGCACAACAAAUGACCCGAUUAGGCUAUUUCUCAUGAAGUCUUUCGAUAUUUUGCAGCAAAUUUCCUGAAAGCUCGCCCAGAAUAGUUUUCAGAGGAAGCUCAUUCUUUCUACCUAUGGUAACUUGUUCUCGUUUUCUAGCUUCCGUGAUUAUUUCCGUACUUGGCGUCCUUAUUGGUAGCUUUUUUAAACCCCUCUUGCUUUUUAAAUUUCAAUUUUCCUCCCCACCCUUUUAUUUAGAUAAUUUUAAAUUUUAUGUGAUAAAAACAACGAUUCUCUUUCUAAUAAUUUAUGAAACCAUUUUUACUAUGACAUUAGUAUCAUAUGUUUUUUCAAAACAAAUUUUUAUCUUUAGUUUUAAUAUUUUGAUGUUCAUUUGUAACAAUAUGUUU